Molecule: messenger RNA, 13328 nt
Organism: Protopterus annectens (West African lungfish)
Lineage: Eukaryota; Metazoa; Chordata; Ceratodontiformes; Protopteridae
Gene: ZNF512B
Product: zinc finger protein 512B
Exons: 18
Coding region: 494-2701 (735 amino acids)
Molecular function (GO): zinc ion binding
Source: RefSeq, a predicted model, not a curated record
UCACCUCUCUCUUCCCACUUACAGUCCGGCUUUUCCCCCACCCAUAUAUGUUUUUUCCAUCCUCCAGUACAUAACCGUACUCAGACUUUGGCCUCCUUUUAUAGCGUAGGAUUUUUUUUUAAUUCUCCCACCCCCCCUCCUUCGUAUCAAAAGUCGCCAUUUUGCUUCGCUGAUUUUUUUUUCCUCUUCAUUCUUAGUUACCUUUUGCAGUUGCUUUAGUCUAACGGGGAUUUCGCUAUCAUAUCUUACUAGUACUCCCUUCCUCACAUUUUACAGACGGACGUUGCCGAGCGUUUGGGCCAUAAUAUCUGACCCAGCGGGGUGCAUCGGACAGUUAUUAAAUAUUAAUUAACCCCCAAGCCCCUUUUAUAGUGAUGAUGGCAGUGCUGUGGCGGCUUCCCGCCUUGUGUGUCACAGUGGGGUGACACUGUUAGCGCAAACCCUGUUUUCCCUGUUGCCAUCCCUGCUGUUAGACCCGUGACCUGCCACAGAUAUGGCUGACACUUGCAGUAGUGGAAGUGGAAGUAGAAUGAUGGGCUGUGAGAAGGAAAGUGCCCUCGGAGACAGCAGUGUUAAGCACAGUGAAGUUAACCAACCACAUCCCCUUAAUAAACAAGGCAAUAUAAUGGCUUCUCAGGCAAUAGGAGGCAAGAAGAAGGGAAGACCCCGAGUGGAGAACCCAGAUCUGCGAGACAUCCCGGCAAGUGUGAUGCUGAAGUGGAAGGAAGAAUUAAAGUCCCGUGCCAGAGUAAAGUGCCCCCGUGCUGGUUGCUGGCUUGAGUUCCCUAGCAUUUAUGGCCUAAAGUAUCAUUAUCAACGCUGUCAAGGGGCAACAUAUCGUUUCGUUGGCUCUGACAGUAAACACUGUUCUUCGCUGCAGGGUGCUGUCAUGGAGAAGUUGACCCACCCAUGCCCACAUUGUGAAGCGCUGUUUGCAUCAAAGACACAACUCGAGAAGCACCGGGCCUGGAACCACCGUGAUAUACUUGUACAAGAAAUGAAAGCUGUGAACAGACUGCUGGAACCAGCUGAAAGGAGCAGUGGGAAAAAGAGGUUUGCUGAAAAUGUGGAGUCUUCCAUUAUAAAACCUAAACACACAAAGACAGAAGUAGUCAACUUCCAGCACUCAGAGAAUGGAGGAUAUGCAGUGCUUCAUGAAAAGAGGGACUUGCUGCAAGAGACAAGCAUGCAUGAGAAAUCUUCGAGCAGUGGCAGUGAAGUGGAACAAGGAAACGAGUUGUGCUUUCCUGAAGAAGACCCUGAGCGAACAAAACACAGAAGGAAACAGAAAACCCCGAAGAAGUUUACUGGGGAGCAGCCAUCCAUUUCAGGAACAUUUGGAUUGAAAGGUAUUCAAAAAAUUGAAGACAGAAGUUUGGCUGGAAGACCUAAGAAGACAGAAGGUAUCCCUAACUUAGAAGAUAUGAAAAAGAAACCUCCCGCACCAAUUUCACGGAAAGAAGUUGUGUUACCAGGCACAAAGGAAGAAAAGUGGCUCCAGGAGAUUAAUGAGAAGGGGCAGGUCCUGUGCCCAACCUGCAAUGCUGUGACUCGGAAAACAAUUCCAGGUUUGAAAAAACACAUGGAAGUCUGUUUAAAGCUUCUAGAGGCUCUGAAGUGUCACCAUUGUGCAAAGCAGUUUAAAUCAAAAGCUGGUUUAGAUUAUCACACAUUGGCAGAACAUGCAAACCAGCCAUUGAUCACACAAGAUGGAAUAGUUGAUGAACAAAAGGAACGGGACAGGCUUCGAAGAGUGCUGAAACAGAUGGGAAGACUGAAGUGUCCCAACAAGGAAUGUACAGCAAUGUUCUCCAGUCUGAUGGGUUAUCAGUACCACCAGAAACGAUGUGGGAAAGAGUUGACUGAAGCUGAGAAGCCUGUGUUUAAUUGCAAAUAUUGUGGAAAGCAAUACAAAUCCAAGGUUGGCCAUGACUACCAUGUGCGCUCGGAACAUACAGCGCCUACAGAAGAAAUGGAGGUUAAGACAGAAGAACAAGUGGAGGAUUUUGAAAGGACGCCAAGUGGCCGGGUCCGUCGCCAGUCGGCACAGGUUGCUGUCUUCCAUCUUCAGGAGAUUGCAGAAGAUGAGCUUGCCAAGGAUUGGACCAAGAGGAAGGUGAAAGAUGACCUAGUGCCAGACAUCAAGCGGUUGAAUUAUACACGUCCUGGUCUUCCAAAGUUCAACCCAAAGCUGCUGGAAAUCUGGAAGAAUGAGGUGAAGGAAAAGGGACGUGUCUUUUGUCCAAAUAUCUGCUGUGAAGCUCUCUACUCCAGUGUUUCUGGAUUAAAGGCCCAUUUAGCUAACUGCAGCAAGGGCGGUUAUUCAGCGGGGAAGUAUGGAUGCCUUCUGUGCCACAAGCAGUUCAAUUCAGAGAGCGGAGUCAAAUACCACAUACUUAGAAGCCAUUCUGAGAACUGGUUCCGGCCAUCUUCUUCCGUAAGCAAGAAGAACAAGAUGAAAAAGUUCAGCACUUUAGUAAAUGACAAGCAGAAAAGCACAACUGGGAAGAAAAGAGGCAGAAAACCCAAGGAAAGGCCUCUAGAGCUUUUACCAAAAGAACCACUGAGGCCAGAGAGAAAGACUUACACCAGGAAGCCAUUCAGCAGCAUGGCACAUCUAUUGCAUCACAGCAAUGUAGAAAGGGAGAAGGGGAAUAGGCUAUUCUGCAACAAGAAGAGAAGUCUGAAUUUUGUGAUUUGAUCGAUACAUGAUCCACAUUCUUGAGCUGUCAUUCUUGGCCUCAUCUUUUGAUGUACUUUCAACUUUCCGUAACCAUUAAUGUUUCAAAUUUUUGUCAACAUUCAGUUGUUUCACCAGUGCUCUGUACUUGCUAUUAUAACUGUGUACUUUUCAAAUAUCUUUUCUUCUGGUCAUAAUUUGUAUUAUUUUUCUUUCCGUUUAACACUUUAUGUUGCUAUUUCUUUUGUAUCCACUUCUGAUUUGAUUGUUAUGCGUACUCCCUUCUGAAAUGCUUCUGCCAAUCUUAGUAAGGAUAUCAUGUUUGACUUACUUUUUUCCUUCUGUAAAACUUUCAGUUUGGUUUGAUGAUGUCUGCAAAGAGCUAUACAGUCCCACAACCAGCACUGCAUACAUGUUUGUCUUUCUCCAGAGUGGCCAGUCCUGUGCUUCCAUUAAAGUAAACCUGUCUGCUACUGCAGCCUGCCUCCCAUUGGAUUCCCGUUUCCUACUGCUGUAUAAGAAAGCUAGUUCUGACAGGGAUGCUGCAUCACAGACCUAAAAAACAAAAAAGUAUGCUUCCGUGGUGCUUACAUUUUGUCACAGAAAAGUUAAUUUUCCUUCUGCAGACAUUGAUUUUUUGUCCUGAAAGAUUCUUUUUUUCUUAGCUGUAACCUCUGUAUGAAGGAUCUCAGACCUAUAAACCAUCUUAGGCUCAUAAGGCAAGAACCAGGCUAGCUGCCUUUGUAGCCUUGUGGACCCUGCAUACAAAAAAUGUCUUUUUCUUGACUAAGUACUCACAGUAUGUGUCUCAGAGAUUUCAUUGGAGGUUGCUGACCCAUGAAAAGUCAGUAUUACAUUUGGUGAAUAGAUGGAUUGGUAAGUUAUGGUUUCUCUUGAUCACAACUUAUCCAUAAUGUGUAAAUACCAAAACCUGAGAUACCACAUAUAUAACAGAUGGCAGGCUUCAAUGGCAGGGGUUGCAGCCUGUGUGUACCAGCCACCCUUGUGUUCAGCCAGUAGUGACCAUUCCUAAUUCUACCUAGAUUUGAGUAUCUGAUGAAAUUUUUUUUCCUUUUAGGAGAGGUAGUAGACAUUGCAGUGUUCACAUGUUUGCAUUGACAUUAAGUUUGUCUUUAGACAUGUCCACAAGAGGGUGCAUCAUGUAACGAGUCAUCUCUGGAACUGUCUGGAUUCUGUGGCUGAUAUUUUUCACUACUUUUAGCUUGCCAAAUCUUUCUGGAAUUUUAAAGUUUAGAAGAAAGGCAGGAAACCAGAUCCCUCUGCAUUUGGGGAAGUCUGCUUAGAGAGGCUGUCAUUUUGUGAGGAAAACUGCUUUCGUCCUUCAAAGAAGAGGAACUGAACCUCCUACAUUUGUUAUUCUUCACAACGUUAUUAUAGCACCCAGAACUAGAGUGAAGUUAAUGAAUUAUAACUGGAAUUUUUACUUGGCUUUUCCUUUCAACAGCUGUUGGCAGAUGUUGCAUCUUGGACAGAAGUGUAUAAUACACAGUAUAACCCAAAGCCUAGAUGAUCCAUCUUUGAUUGCAUGAAAAUGUGACAAGUGGGUGAUCAUUUGGCUAAAAGUGGAUCCCUGGGUUAUUCACCAUAAAUGUCUGUGAAACUGGACCAGUCUUUGGGGUGAUACUUUUUAAGUGAAAUGUGACUGGCAGUGGUAUAAUUACCAAACUGUGAGCCAAGAUCUCUAAGCUGAGUAACAUUUGCAUCUUUUAUUGAGUUGAUCUUCACACUUCAGAUAAACCUAGCUGAUUCCAGAACAGUGUAAAGACACUUAGGAGCAAAAGAUGGUGGAGAGCAUUGGUUGGGGUCAGGUAGUUACAGGUCAUGAAUAUGGCUCAUCAGAAAUUCUCAUUAGGAAUACUUAGAAAACCAUGGAUAUUUGGGGCUGAUGUCUAGAUGAAGACUUUUGGAGCCAGUAGAUAUGGAACAAAUAUCUCUUCUAAUGCUUACACUGUAAAGAUCAGUGCCAUGGUGCAAUAAAGUAGAAUCCGGAUAUUUGAGAAACUGAGAGACUGAUGAUGCCAAAGAAGACAUCAGUGCAGUUAUUUUUCAGAUUCCAAUGACUACCUGAUUGCCACAAAUAACACAUACCUGUAAGAGGUUGUACAAAGGCUUCUUGGCAAAGAGGGGGUGCUGAGAGAUGCAGAGCUAUUUCCUAAGCUGUCAAAACCUGGUACAUGAUGAAAAGUUCUUGAUCCUUAUGUUUUUGUAUUUUUUUUCUUAUUUAUUUGUUAUCAUGGGUAUAUUGGAAAUGUUUAUCCUUGUUUAAGAUCAUUCUGCCAAAGUGGAAGACUUAAAGGAGUUUUCUUCUUAAUUUUUUUAUUUAUUUUUGUACUUUUAAGAAAACAAUCAGUUCUUGAGCAUCUGUCUUCUUCUGGUAGCAAUACUGGGCUGGGCAGCAAUCUUACUUCCAGUAAUUAAAGUAAUGUAGGAGGAAGUCACGGGGUAGUAUUUUCCACAUGCACAGUCAGCAGGCUAUUCCACAGGCAUCUAAAGGUCAUCACAAACGUGAAUAUCACAAGUGCAAAAAGAACAGUGUUAAAAUCUAUGACUAGACUAAGCAAAGCUUGAUCCAGUGAGAGAAGAACUGGUGAAAACACACUUUAUUUAAUGAUGAGAAAGUGAUAGGCAUCAGUACUGCAGAUGUGACCUCAUAAGGUGGCUUCUGAUACUUUUUUAAAGGGUUCCAAGUACUGGCAGACAAAAGUUGUUGUUGUUGUUACCCACUGAAGAAAACGUUGAAGUCAAAUACUGGGACAUGUCUCAAUCUUGUCAGUGAGCUGGCCCUUCUCAGUCACUAGAAACUGAAAUAGCAACCUUUUUUCACCCUGCUUCCUGCCAACAAUCAGCCCCCACUGAGACAACUGAGCCAUUUGUUCCCUUUCAAUGGGGCGAGAGCCAAUCAAGACAUCAUUAAGGCAGACAAUCAAGAGGAGCUGUUGUUUAGGCAGCUAUUGUUUUUUUUUUUUUUUACCUUGCUUGCAACCUGACACUCUGUACAUGCCCAGUGAGUAUUCUGCCAGGAUGACAGGCAAUGGGUAUAAUUCAAGACAAGCCCUCAAUUCUGCAAGUGAGGUAAGUCUACAAAUGACUCCUCCUAGACUGGACACAGAGUACGUUUCACAGUCUCCGCUAGAGAAAUCAAUGCAGAGCUGGUACAGCCCCUUUGUUCCUCCCCUCCUCUGCCAGCUUUCAGACACCUGAGCACCUAAUCAAGCACAGGUCACUUUAAAAAAAAUGCUUCUAUCAAAGGUCAGAGCUGUAAUCCUUCAUACCAGUAGAGCUGGCAAAACCAAAUAACAAUAUCUGAUUACCUAUUAAAAAUUGUAUAACAUUAGAUUUUGUCUGAUACUUGUCUGUGGAGUGUACCCCUCCCUGUUUUUUUACUAUUCUUUGGUACUGUGAAUUCAAAGACAUUGCACAGAAGGUAGAGACUGUGUUCUGCAAGUCUCCUUUGUGGUCCUAGUUGUUCCCCUUCCCAUAGGUCUGCUUAUUUAUCUUGGUCGCAUUGCCUUGUAUAAGCUUCCUUGUGUCUGCAUGCACACAGUAAGUGGACCACAGAUGCACUGGCUAUGAUAGGACUCCAGCAUUCAGUGUGCCUAGUCUGAAAAACACUGUCAUGUCACAGAUCUUGAAACUGCACACAGUAUCCAUGGGUAGACUUGAUAAUUACAAUGGAUAAUCUAAUACCAUCACAAAAUAAUUGUUUUCUUUUUUACUUUGUGCACUUUUAAUUCUGUUGCAUUAACACUACCUGCUUUGUUCGAAUAAGUCAGCUGUUUGCUUGAAAUAACAGGAAAGUUCUGUUUAAUUUUAACACACUGUUGUGGUAAUGUAAGUAGAAUGUCAAAGCAGGCUGUUGUUGUCUGUUGGUAUAUCAAGUCUCAGUGACAGAACACAUGUAGCAUGGUUCAAGCAGACUGCGCAGUGUUACAAGACUGUAGUGAUAUCACAAAAGGAUCAUGGCCAGAAGAGUAGUAGUAUUUUUGUGUUUAGUUCCUUGAUUUAUACUUAUCAGUAGAACACAGAUUUAAUCCUACAUCAGCAUUAUUUGUUUUUUAAUAAUGCAUCAUGCAACCUUUUCAGAUUUGCUGUGAGAGAAUCCUUCAGUUUUUUUCUUGGUUUUUCUUACAUCCCUGUACAAUUCAUCUGUGGCCAAAUCAAUAUCACAGUGAUCUUACUAUGGGAUCCUUUCAUAGGAGUGUAGCCUUGUUUUGGAUCCUCAAGUGAAUUUGUUCAAUAGUCUCACACAAAUUGAGCUUGUUUCGAAAUAUUUCAUCAGUUAUUUAUGUCUUUGGCUUAGAAAGAAUUCCCAGCUGUCACUGCAGUUUUCUUGUAGUCACACUGUCUUGGCAUCUUAGAAGGUGCCACUUUAAGUUUAUUUUGGCAUUUUUUUUCUAGACUUCCCAUACUAUAGUUACACUCUUGUUGCAGAAGGCAACAGAGACUUCAUUGCUUUAUUGUAGUGUCUGCAAGUGUCAUUGUAGUCUUAUUCUAAAAAUCUGAUGGUUUAACAGGGACAGGGAAGUCUAUAUGCUGUGCUGCAAUACUUAAGUGAUCAUCUCCUGUAGUUUUUGAAUACUUUCCACACAUUUUCAAAUGCUAACAAAUAGUUGUUUUGAUUUAUGAAUUUAUUUUUCAGGCAGCAGAGUGGUGCAGUAGUUAAUGUUGUUGCUUCACAUCAGGAGGUUCUCCGUUUCAAUUCUCGGCUGGGAUGCCUUCUGUGCAGAGUCUGCAUGUCUUCCCUUCAUUUGCAUGGGUUUCCUCCAGGUACUCUAGCUUCCUCCCACACUCCAAACACAUAUUGCUGAAGCGUUUAUCCCCAGGCCUCUGCUGAAAAUAGGCUCUGUCCUAGUUGGACUUUCCUGGUCAACAAAUGAUAAAUAAAUAAAUAUUAUACCAAGACAUGAUUUGUGGUUUAAUUUCAGAAUGGAAUAGUCUUGGGCUUCAGCUAGUUAUUCCAUGAUGUAUGUGUUUACUGUUUCUGAGUGUCAUGACCUUGAGAUCAAGGCUGUGGCUCAUUACAAGCUGGGCAAGGAGUUCCCUGAAGGGGUCCUGCACCUACAUUCUUUGAAGAAUCUGUUAUCCCCUUGAGUUUUAAUUUCAUGACUGAAUGGCUUGUUUAGCCAUUCUUUGAACCUGUUGGCUUAUUAACUCAGUAGCUUUGAAGUACAUCUUUUGGGAAGACACUUUUGCUGAUGGCCAUCAAGUCAGUAUACACAUUCUUGGUGUUUUUGGAUGUUAUCUGUAAGCACAAUAUCUGGUCCUUCACAAGGACUGGAUAUAUGGUUGUUAGUAGUAUGUGGUGUCAGAAUUUUCCUUGAACCAGAACAUUCAUCUCCUUUGAUUUAUUUAUUUUUUUCUGAAGCAGAAACUAGAUUAGAAAGAGUCCUUUACACCUGAGAUAUGUACCUUCAGAUCAGGUUAUGACUAAAGUGUGGUCAUGAGUUCAAGAAUACUGAUAUUUUGUUCUUAUUCUUUGCUGCAGGAGGUAAAUGAUGACAUUUCAGUCCAAGUGGAAUAAUAACUGCAUUAUCUUUUGCCAUCAGGCAGUGAAACACCCUUUAAAAAAUGCUUCCAUCAAAGGUCAUUCCACCAUCAGUGCAUUAGUUUCCAUUUCUUAUUUCAUAAAUAUCCCUUUGAGGAUAUUUGUGUUGCUGCCACUUUAUUGGCAAGUCACACCAUCAUUAAGUAUUAUUGUUUGGACUGUGACUCCAGAGGCAGGUUCUGUAUUAUUUUAUUAAUUUAUCCUUUAUUGACUGGGUUAAUCCUACUAGGCUAGUAACUUCAGGGAAGAACCAAGAUGGUAGUUAUGUUAUUUGGUAAUAUUUAGCCAAGGCACUAGGGAAGUUCCCCUACUCUUUUUUCAGUAAGUACCAUGGGAUGUUUUACAUUUACCUGAGCUACCACCAACUUUAGCAGAUGGGAUUUCAGUGUCUCAUCCGAAGGUUAGCAAACUUAGGAGUACAGCACCCCCUGAUGCUGGUUUGCAGUGUAGUCUGCUAAGAAAAAAAGUGCUUAGUGUUGCCAUUUCCAUGUCACUGUAUCCUGUCCCUCAACUGAAUUUACGAUUCCUGUAUCUACACUGCAUUAGGUGUUGUGAGCAAACACAUCAAUACUCCAAUGAAAAGAAUUGCAGAAUAAACAUAAGUGCUGCACUGCUAAUUAGCACAGGUUUUGGCUUCACUGGUAGUUAGUGGGUCUUCCAUCUCUGAGAUUCAGAAAGGGCUAUCACCAACAAUAAACCCUAACUAAUGUAUUUUGUAGCCCUUUUCAAUUCAGACUACUGCAGUGAUUCUGUGAAGUCUGUAGAAUCACCACUGUGGACUGUGUUCACAGCUUACCGCAAAUGUUAAUGAGGCAUUCUGGGGGGACAGCAUAUGAUAAUUAGUUGUAUGCUGUUCCCUGGAAAUAUCUGCAGUAAGUGAAUUACACAGCCAAACAACUCAAAGAACACUCAGCUGCAUAAAUCAACAUCACCAGAAGUUUGUUUUCACAAAUUGCUUUCAGUGGGAGAGAUUGCAUUAGAUGAUUUGGAAAGUGUAGAGAAGCGAUAUUGGUGGUGUGUGUGCAUGCUUGCGUGUGUAUGUGUGACAGAAUGUAUGCAUGCCUGCAGAGUUAUGUGAACGGUGUCAGGUGUGUGUGUGUGUGUGUGUGUGUGUGUGUGUGUAUCUGUGUGUGUGUCUGUAAAUGUGAUCGGGUGAGGGGGUUGGUUUGAUUCACGAUGAGUGUCUGUGUGAGUAUGUGGCUUCCAUACCUUUCAAUUCCCCCUACUGGACACCAGAGACACUUACUAGCUAAUAGAACAACAGCUUUUGUAGCAAGAAGCUGCAAUUAAAAGAUUAGAAGCAUGAAACUCUAUAAUGUCUGGCAUUAAUGACUGACUGGAUUUGUCCAUGAUAGGGACAUGGCAAAGAAGCAAAAUUGUGGACAUUCUGGUAAAUUAGAGUCAGCUAAGAGGUGUUUGUGUGUUUUGGGGGGUGCUGGUGCCAAUGCAAUUCAUGUGCUUCCAGCAGUGAUUACUACAACAACGUUUUUCUUAAUACUUGUGAUAAUUACUGAGCUAUUUAGAGGCAAGCAGAUUAGCAGAUAAUGAGGUAUUUCCUCAUUGCAGCUAGUGUGUCUGAAUUAUAGUUUUCUUGAUCAAGCUAAAGGGCUGUUUUUACCACAGCACUUACUGCUUGCAGCUGGAUUCUUUCUGAAUCCUUGCCCUUCUGUGGUCCAUAUUUUAGGUCAGUUUCUUAGUAUAUUUGCCUUCAAGAUAGCAGUUUUAAAUCCUGAGACUCAUAAGCACAAGACCUACAAUAACAGGACUCAUUGUGUGAAAAGAUGGCCUUUUAAGUCUAAGAUUGCUGUUUUUCAAAGUAUUCUUUUUUUCUCCAAGGUAUCACAGUGCUAAGAGUUAGUAGUAAAUAAGUAGCAGGGGUGUGGGUAUGUAGCCUCCUCAUCAGCAGUGCAGGGGAAAACAGCAAUUGUUAGCAUUCCCUGUUCUCCAUUAGUUUGCCACCCCCCCCCCCCCAAUAAUUCUGAGAGUCACAGGUAUGAGUUUUGGAAUUGCAGUGGGGAGCCUCACUGACAAAAAGGAAAGAAAUACUGAUUAUGAUAGAGAUGACCCCCGGUUGUAGUAUCAGCCUGGGUGAAAACUGUAUGGUACAUAACUUAAUGCAGUGAGGAUUUGCAGUUUUAUUCCAUAAAGGAUAUUCUACAGGCAGCAUGCCCAAAUCACCUUUUAGGACAAAAAUUUUUUUUAUCUUGAAAAGACAUUUUGCAGUCAUUCUGCCAAAAUAUUUUAUGGGUAUAGGAUGGCAUUUUCACUUUUGUCCAUAAUUUUGGUUCACAAAACUAUAGUAUUGAGAUGCAUGAAAGCAGCAAAAUAAAUGUUUACUAUCCUCUGCAAAUGCAGAGUCAUCACAUCCUUAUUGUAAUAUAGUCUUCAGAUUUUUAAGUGAAACUGUGGUCCAAAGCACCUUGUAAAUGUGACAAGUCUAAAAGCGUUUCACAGAAUGUAUUCUGUAUUCUGACAGAUAACUUUUCCCUUAAAACUGUAACUGUCUAACCUUGAUGAAUGCCUCCUUUAAUAGCUUUCAGUACUAUAUCUAAUGCUGUUCAUACUUCACAUGGCAGAGAGAUAGAUGCAAGUUGUAUUUAAUAGUUUUUGGCAAUAAUUAUUUUUUCUACAAAUUUAAAACAUACUGUAUUUACAUUUCUUUGUUAUUGAUAACACUGCAUCAGCCCGUUACUGCCAGCUGUGCUAGUGAAAAGACUAGUCCAUUGGCCAGUUUCUUCUGAUUCCGUGUAACAGCACUGACACCAUUGCAGGUGUUGUAGUAACUGUACAUUGACUAGUGGGAGGGCAGUUUUUGUAAAGGUAAUACAAACGUACUGUGACACUGAAGGCAUGGCAGUGCUGAUCAAUUUUUUUUUUUUUUUUACUGAAACUUUUUUCUUCAUCAGGCAAUUUUGUUGAUCAGCCAGCCAGACAUUUGGAGUAUCCCUUUUUGUCUGCUCCAUCCAAGAGUUCAGUUUACCACCCUUACCAGCUGUUCACAAAUGAGUGGACACUUUAGAGUUUGAUGACACCAAAUUGUUCCUGGACUGGAGACCUAUACUGUUCGGUUGUUGAGAGAUGCAGUUGUCAGUGAACUCUAGAUUUUUUUCCUUUCUCUGAAUUCCAUUUCCUCAAGACAACCUGCAUAAGUGGGACUCCCACAAUACCAGCACGUAAUCCGUAAACCAACCCCAGCUACAGCACUUAAAUGCUUUGGAUGGUGAUUUUGUGGUGCCUUUCAACAACACUAAGCCUCUGCUGGUUUGACAACCAGAGGAUUGCAGAGGGCCAGGUUGCCUCCUUUCCCUCAGACUAGUUGACCUGGUGUUGGCUGCUCAUUCUCAGUGACCCUUGCCAGCUCCUUCACUGCCCAGUCCAUUAAUGGAACGAGGGCCAGGGCUGUGAGAUUCAUAAUCAAAGCUUUCCUCCUCAUUGCCAGUCAGCCAACUUGAUCAGAUAGCUUUCACUGUUAUAUAUCCUUUUCUGGACUGUAAGGAAGAAUGCAUGUUUACAGAGUUUAUAAGGAAUGCUGCAUCUUUCAAAAUAUGAAAAACAUUUUUUAUUCUGAGCAAAAUACAUUAAGCACUGUUUAUCUGCACUGGUGUUCAAAGGCAAGCUAUAGAUGUAAUGCUUGUACUUUUUUUUUUAUUAUUAUUUUUUUGUCGUUAAAGGCAGACUGUAGAUAUGAUUCACCUGCAAGCAGUCAGUAUUUUUUACGUGCAUUUCAGACUAUGCUUGAAAGGGGAAUAAGGAGGUAAGCUUAUGUUAGUUUGCCUGUGCUACACCUGACAUUAAGAGUUCUUCAGUCACGUACCAUUAGCCAGCACCACUGUUAAAGCCCCAACUACAACCCAGGCAACCUAAGUUGUUGUGGAAAAGACAAGCAUGCCUAUUUUCAGCAGAGUGAGAGGGGGACAGACAUAUGCCAUCUAAUGCCACAAUCCUUUGGAGAAGGGGUGGUGACACAAAGGUUGGGCCACUGGUGCAUUUAGCCACCAAGCCAGAAACACUGUAGUCCUCUUUGUGGGUACAUGGGAAUAAUGGCUGUUGUAAUGAUGCAGCUCACUUGUCUGUACCCAGAGGAGUGGUCAGGGCCCAUAGUAAUUACACCCUGUUUUUUGAGAUGCCAGCUAGGACGUAAGCCACCCAAGAGGCUGCCUGUAUGAUGCCCUCACUGGAGAAUGCUCAGGAUGAGGGAAGAAUUGUGCUUGGUUGACAGAGAAGAGGCUUGAUGUUCAGAAGGAGCAGUGGGAAACAAUGAUAAGAAAAAAAAUAGUCACUUACUACUAACUAAGCAUUUUAACACUAGAGUCACAAAGUGCAUAUGGCAGGAAGUUCUGGAAGCUUGAUUUCACAAACAGUGCACUGUGUCUUCUGUUAGAUGAACACUUUAAUCUUUGGCAUAAAAUUUGUUCUAUAUGUGAAUCAGUCUAGUUUGAGAAAAAAAUCAACAUUCCCUGCUUUCUUUUAAAGCACGAUUCCUAACUUUACGACCAUCACCAUGUAAAUAAUAUUUUAAUAAUGUUUCUUUUUCGUACCUCUUUUUUUAUUUUAGUAAUAAUUUUAGGAGUUAUGCACUGUUAAUACUGCAGUUCUGAAAAGUUCUCUGAGCCAUUUUAUCCACUGCAUUUUAAGUAUGUAUACACAUAGUGUAUUUGUGAAAUAAUGUGCUGCGAAGGCCCAAUGACGGGUUAAAAUGGCAUGUAGGGGCUUCCUAAAUGCACUUGAAUGUAUUAGUGGAUGUGGUGGGAAGAAAUGAUAAGCCACUAUUUCCUAAGUACUCAUCCAUGACUUAAGUAAGCUAUUCUGCACAGAAUUUGUUUGGUCUCUUUAUAUUAAAAAUGCUAUUUUAAAGUUAUAAAAUAACUUCAUUAAGAAAUUUCAUAAGCUAGACAAGCAAUUUUUUGUUCUGUUUGUGGUUUGAAAAGAAGUACUCCUAAAUAAAAUGCUGCAGUAGUUUCUGUAUCCAGUAACAGUACCAGUAAAUACUAAAAAGGCAAUUAUUCAUUUUACUGUAUGUAUUUCAAAUGAAGACAAAUGUUGAAAAAUAAUAAAGUUAAGACUUUUUAAUGCUUUACUGAA